Brassica oleracea var. oleracea is the source of this 3176-nucleotide messenger RNA. Its product is annotated as isoleucine--tRNA ligase, cytoplasmic-like. The record is from RefSeq and is a predicted model, not a curated record. Gene Ontology annotation, molecular function: ATP binding; isoleucine-tRNA ligase activity; aminoacyl-tRNA deacylase activity. Lineage: Eukaryota; Viridiplantae; Streptophyta; Magnoliopsida; Brassicales; Brassicaceae. Gene Ontology annotation, biological process: isoleucyl-tRNA aminoacylation.
UCCAUUCUCUGGUUUUACGGCCAGGGAUCUCAUAAAAACCCUAUUUUUUUGUACGUGAGUUUUCUCUCUCUCUCUGCCGCCGCCGCCGCCAUGGAAGAAGUGGGAGAAGGUAAGGAUUUCUCGUUCCCUCGAGAGGAAGAGAAAGUCCUGUCAUUCUGGAAUCAGAUCGAUGCGUUCAAGACGCAGCUGAAACGAACGGAGCAUCUCCCGGAGUUCAUCUUCUACGACGGGCCUCCUUUCGCCACCGGUCUUCCUCACUACGGUCACAUCCUCGCCAGUACCCUUAAGGACAUCGUAACUCGCUACCAGACGAUGACCGGCCACCACGUCACGCGUCGCUUCGGGUGGGACUGUCACGGCCUCCCCAUCGAGACCGAGAUUGAAAAGAAGCUCGGUAUUACGAGGAGAGCCCAAGUGGUUGAGAUGGGGAUUGAUAAAUAUAACGAAGAGUGUAGGAGCGUUGUGACUACCUUUGUGGAAGGGUGGGAGGAGGUUAUUACUAGAAGUGGGCGUUGGAUUGAUUUCAAGGAGGACUACAAGACCAUGGAUCUCAACUUUAUGGAGAGUGUUUGGUGGGUUUUUGCUCAGCUUUUUGAUAAGAAUCUUGUCUACAAAGGCUUCAAGGUUAUGCCUUUUAGUACUGGUCUCAAGACACCACUAUCUAAUUCCGAAGCUAAGUACAAGUGCAAGGAAGUUUCGGAUCCUGAUGCUAUGGUGACGUUCCCUGUUAUUGGCGAUGAAGAUAACGCUGCUUUUGUGGCGUGGACUACUACUCCAUGGAAUCUUCCUUGCAAUCUUGCUUUGUGUGUCAAUGCCAAGUUUGUUUAUCUCAAGGUUCGUAACAAGCACAAUGGGAGUGUCUACAUCGUUGCUGAAUCUCGCCUUUCAGCUCUUCCCGCUAAUGCUGAUACCAAGAAAGCCAAAGCCAAAGGUGGUGCUGCGGCUGAUUCUUAUGAAGUUUUGGACACAUUUGAUGGAGCUUCUCUGGUUGGGAAGAAGUACGAGCCUCUGUUUGACUACUUCAGUGAUUUCUCAAGCGUGGCCUUUCGAGUUGUAGCAGAUAAUUAUGUCAAGGAUGACAGUGGUACUGGCAUCGUCCACUUGGCUCCCGCCUUUGGUGAUGAUGACUACCGUGUUUGUCUUGACAACAACAUCAUUGAAAAGGGUGAGGGUCUAGUCGUGGCUGUUGAUGAAGAUGGGUUGUUUACUGAGAGAAUUACCCAUUUCUUUGGCCGGUAUGUCAGAGAUGCAGAGAAAGAUGUAAUUGAAGCCGUGAAGGCCAAAGGCAGACUUGUUAAAACUGGGAGCUUUACUCACAAAAAUCCAUUUUGCUAUCGAACAGACACUCCUCUCAUAAAUAGAGCCGGUCCCGCUUGGUUUGUGCGGGUGGACGAGCAGUUGAAGGAACAGUUGUUAAAAAACAAUGAUCAGACAUACUGGGUACCUGAUCAUGUGAAGGAUAAUCGCUUUCGCAAUUGGCUUGAAGACGCAAGGGAUUGGUGCAUUAGCCGAAGUAGAUUUUGGGGAACGCCUCUACCAAUAUGGAUCAGUGAUGAUGGUGAGGAAGUUGUUGUCAUGGAUUCUGUCGACAAGCUUGAGAAGCUCUCCGGUGUCAAGGUCUUUGAUCUACAUCGUCACCAUAUUGAUCAAAUUACAAUCCCAUCUUGUCGUGGGCCUGAGUUUGGUGUGCUCCGUCGUGUAGAAGACGUUUUUGAUUGUUGGUUUGAGAGUGGGUCAAUGCCUUACGCGUACAUCCAUUAUCCUUUUGAAAACAAGGAGCUUUUUGAGAAGAACUUCCCUGGUGAUUUUGUGGCUGAAGGGAUUGAUCAAACUCGUGGAUGGUUUUAUCAUCUUUUGUUGCUGUCGACUGCACUAUUUGGAAAGCCAGCAUUUCGAAAUCUGAUUUGCAAUGGUAUUGUGCUUGAUGAGAAUGGAAAAAAGAUGAGUAAGAGUGAAAAGAAUUAUCCACCUCCUACGGAAGUCAUAGAUGAGUAUGGAGCUGAUUCUGUGCGAUUGUACCUCAUAAACUCUCCAAUCGUACGCGCUGAGUCACUACGCUUCAGAAAGGAAGGAGUAAUUGGUGUUGUCAAAAAUGUAUUUCUUCCAUGGUACAAUGCAUACAGAUUCCUUGUUCAGAAUGCAAAGAGACUUGAGAUUGACGGUUCUGGACCGUUUGUUCCUACUGAUGUAGCAACUUUACGGUCAUCAAACGUUCUCGAUCAGUGGAUUCACUCAGCUACCCAGAGUCUUGUUUGUUUUGUCCGCCAGGAGAUGGAUGGUUACCGGCUUUAUAAUGUUGUUCCUUAUCUUUUGAAGUUCCUCGACAAUCUCACUAACAUAUAUGUUAGAUUCAACCGCAAGAGGUUAAAAGGCCGUACAGGAGAAGAUGAUUGUCACAUUGCUCUUUCAACUCUAUACAAUGUGCUCCUCACUUCUUGCAAAGUGAUGACCCCUUUUACACCUUUCUUCACUGAGACGUUAUACCAGAAUCUGCGGAAAGCAUGUGAAGGUUCUGAGGAAAGCAUCCAUUACUGCAGUUUUCCGGAAGCGGACAAAACGAGAGUGGAGAGGAGGAUUGAGCAAAGUGUUACAAGGAUGAUGACAGUCACUGAUCUUGCUCGGAACAUUCGUGAGCGUCACAAGCUACCCUUGAAAACUCCUCUAAAGGAAAUCACUGUAGUUCAUCCAGAUGCAGAAUUCUUGGAUGACAUCACUGGAAAACUAAGAGAGUAUGUCUUGGAAGAACUUAAUGUAAGAUCUCUUGUGACAUGCAAUGAUACUCUGAAGUAUGCGUCACUAAAAGCAGAACCAGAUUUCAGUGUAUUGGGAAAACGGCUUGGGAAGUCAAUGGGGCUCGUGGCAAAAGAAGUUAGAGAAAUGUCUCAGCAAGAUAUCUUAAGAUUCGAGGAGGCCGGAAAAGUGACUAUUGCUGGACACACGCUGGAGCUAACAGAUAUCAAGAUUGUCAGGGUUUUCAAACGCCCGGAUGGUUUGAAAGAGACGGAGAUUGAUGCAAAUGGAGAUGGUGAUGUUUUGGUGCUUUUGGAUCUACGACCUGAUGAUUCGUUGUAUGAAGCAGGUGUUGCUCGUGAGAUUGUCAAUAGGGUCCAAAAACUAAGGAAGAAGUCAGGUCUGGAACCAACAGACUUCGUGGAAGUUUACAUUGAAUCAUUGGA